AUGUAUAAAGAAACAAAGCAACAACGUAUUGCAAAAGAAUUCAAUAAUAUCUAUGAAAAUUUCUCUCAAUGGAAUUCACCUUUGUGUAAUCAUGCAUCCUAUCGUCAUGGACCACAUCAAAAAGUAAUUGCUAUUUCAGUUUAUGGAAAAGAAUCGAAAUUUAUCGAUAAUCCAAUGUAUUCGUGGAAAACAAAUAUUAUACCAUUUUUGGAAUCUCUUGUUAAUGAAAUUAAUACAUUACUUCCACAAUGGAUUCUUCGUGUUUAUAUCGAUUUUACUGGUAGUAAAAAAUCUCAACGAAAACUUCUAUGGAAAUUUUCGAAUGUUGAUAUUUGUGACAUGAAUAAUAUUCCUAUGUUUGGUUCAUCUUUACGUAAAUUCUUACCAGGUAGAAUGUGGCGAUUUUUACCAAUAUUUGAUCCAUAUGUUGAUUAUUUAUUGUCACGUGAUCUUGAUUCACCAAUAACUCAACGUGAAACAGAAACAAUCAAUAUGUGGCUAUCACAAGAACAAGAAAACAAUUUUUUCUAUAUUGCUCGUGAUAAUAUUCAACAUGGAGUGUUUAUAUUAGCUGGACUUUGGGGUGCAGCUUUGAUACGUGCUUCUGAUACUUUAAUUGAUAUUUUUAAACCGAUGCUAAUACCAUCAAUAGUACAGAAUUAUCACAAUAAAAGUGAUCAAACAUUUCUAAACGAUUAUGUUGGAGACCGUGUUAGAAAUAAUUCUCUAAUAUUUGAUAGUUAUCAUUGUGAAAAACUUGGUGGUCAACCAUUUCUUUCUCAACGACCAAUGAAUGGUUGUUAUCUUGGAUGUAUAAGACCAUGUUGUAACAAUGCAACAAAUGUUCCUGUUCGUGAAACUCAAAUACCUUGUCCGAUAAAAUGUAGACCGAACGAUCAUCUUGAUUGGAUUUAUUGUUAA
Molecule: messenger RNA, 921 nt
Organism: Rotaria sp. Silwood1
Lineage: Eukaryota; Metazoa; Rotifera; Eurotatoria; Philodinida; Philodinidae
Source: the annotation of a GenBank genome assembly